ACUGUUGUAAGCAAAGGCAGGGUUAGGCCAUGCAUAUACAGCAAAAGUCAGGUGCCUCCCCCAAAAAAUUGUCUUCACUAUUUGCUCUUCUUCAUUCCUAAUGUAAUAAUACCUGUCUGCCCUGGUUAAUAUUUUCUAGAGGACACUUUGCUUUCAUAAUGUUAUUUAACAGUAUAAAUAAGAGAGGGUGCUGCAGGGUAGUUCUGAUGAGGACAGCAGGAUCCUUGAAAGCUGCUGAUUUUAAUACAAGAAGAUGAAGACUGUAUUUUAUAUAUGUUUGCUUCUGGUUGGGCUUCCUGCUGUUGCCUAUGGUCAUCUUACAGCCAACCACCACAAUGGAUAUGAUCCAAAUGAACCUAAAGACAAUAUACAUCACAAAAUCGAAGCAGUAGCUUGCCUCAAACUAGUGCCAAACAAUGCUGACUUUGCUUUUAAAUUUCUAAAUGAGGUUGCAUUGGAAGCACCUAAUAAGAACAUUUUCUUCUCUCCUGUAAGCAUCUCCACUGCCUUUGCAAUGCUGGCCCUAGAGGCUAGGUCAAUCACCAAGACUCAGAUCCUGGAAGGACUUGCCUUUAACCUUACAGAGAUUCAGGAGAAAGAGAUACAUGAAGGCUUCCACAAUCUCCUGCACAUGCUGAGCCAUCCCAAGAACGGGGUCCAGCUCAACAUGGGGAAUGCAAUCUUUCUAACAGAGAGGCUGAAACCACUAAAAAAGUUCUUAGAUGAUGCCAAACCUUUGUAUCAACUGGAGGUUUUAGCUACUGACUUCAACAAUCCCACAGAGGCUGAGAAGGAGAUCAAUGAUUAUAUAGAGAAGAAAACACAGGGGAAAAUUACUAAUUUGGUCAAGGAAAUGGAUCCACAGACUGUAAUGCUCUUGGCUAGCUUUGUUUUCUUUAGAGGCAACUGGGAAAAACCUUUUAAACCGGAGAACACUGAAGAAAGGGAGUUCUUUGUGGAUGCUGAAACUACUGUGAAAGUUCCUAUGAUGUAUCAGAUGGGCACAUUUGACUUGUAUUUUGAUAAGGAGCUGCCUUGCACCGUGGUACGUCUUCAUUACAAUGGAAGUGCUACUGCGUUUCUAGUUCUGCCAGCAAAAGGGAAAAUGAAGCAGUUAGAGCAAACUCUGGUCAAGGAAAGAGUCCGGGAAUGGUCAGACCAUCUACUCCAGAGCAAAAUACGCCUCUACUUCCCCAAAUUUUCCAUCUCUGGGAGCUAUGAAAUAACAAACAUACUUAGCAAGAUGGGAAUUGUGGAUGUGUUCACCAACCAGGCAGAUCUCUCUGGCAUCACCGGUGUCCCUGAGCUGAAGGUUUCUAAAGUUGUCCAUAAGGCUGCUUUGGAUGUUGAUGAGAGAGGUACAGAGGCAGCAGCAGCAACUGCUACUGAAAUCAUGACUGUAUCUCUGCCUCCAACCAUUGAAUUCAAUCGUCCCUUCCUGAUGCUGAUUUUUGAUAGAGACACAAACAGUACUCUCUUCAUUGGAAAAAUAGUUAACCCAACUACCACUAGCAGAAGUGAGAUAUGAAUUCUAAUUAUUAUUACUGAUUAAAGAAGUUGUGAAACUGAAUGACAUUUAUUUCAAUUUGCACCAGCAUAGUAUACAGUUCUUUUUCAGCAAGAGUUUUCAUUCUACACCAUUAUCAAAAGCUCUUGGUAUGGCUUGUGACAUUUUCUCAGGAGGAAGUACAAAAAAUGUUUUAAAUUUGUCUACCAAAGAAUGACUUUUUUACUUGACUGAAAAACAAGGAAAGACUUGCUAAGAUUUGCCAGUAUUCAGAGAGAAACUUGUAUAACAACAGAAGAUUCCUGCUUAGCAAUUCAUUGUCAUCCAGAAUAGCAGAUAAAAUGAUUAAAACUUAUGCAAACAAAGCAUAAGUAAUUAUAAUUUACCGUAAGUACAUAAGCAGGUAAAUAAGAAAUGAGAAAAGCUGAAUCAGCAAUGUAGGGUCAUGGGAGGCUGAAGCUUCAGUCAGCAUGGGGAACAUGAGGAAUUGUUUUCAACAGGGAGAGAGAAAUCUCUUUUCUUCUCCAUAAAUCUUUUAUCACUUUUAGCAUUAAUCUAGCAGCAAAUAUUCCUGGAAAACUUUCCUUCAGCUCAAAAAAGAGCUGGAGGAUCAAAUCCUCUCUUCAGCCUGAAGACUUUCAACCAAGUAUUGUCUGUUCAACAGACUAGCUCAUAUCAGUAGUUGAGUCCUCACACAUGUAUCCAUCAGUGAUCAGGAGAAUGUAGCUGGAUGAGAAGACGAGGUAUUUGGACAACAAUUACACAAGCAUGUUGUCAGCUGAGAUUUGUAGAAAACAUCUAAUGAGGGUCUAGUGAAGUGCUAUCCUUUUAGAGUUACCAAGGUAGAUAUGUAGGUAUCACCCCAUAAGCAGAUCUCCUGACCCAGGGAGUGGUGACAACCACCCAUGAGAGUUAGGACAGCCUGAGGGCAGGCUGAUAACCUCUUUCAACAGACUUGCUUUGAAAACGUGUACAAGAAAGAGCACAGUUGACUCUUUUCUUAACUACAACUGCAGUUUUGGAAGGAAGUGAAAUGGUGUCACAGCAUCAGGAAACACUGCAAGAGCAGCCACAUGGCUUGGGAAGCAAACAGCCUCAGAUACAUGUUGAAUGGCCUCUGUGAAAUUAGAGCAAGGGUGAUAUUAUCAGUCUGACACAUGUAAGGAAGAGCAAAGCACUGUUUCUCCUUCACAGCCAAAAGGAAAGUUCCCUUUCUAUUCUGUGUUUCUAAUAAAAUUUCUCCUGUUAACUGUCA
Molecule: messenger RNA, 2762 nt
Organism: Numida meleagris (helmeted guineafowl)
Lineage: Eukaryota; Metazoa; Chordata; Aves; Galliformes; Numididae
Product: alpha-1-antiproteinase 2-like
Exons: 5
Coding region: 254-1528 (424 amino acids)
Biological process (GO): negative regulation of endopeptidase activity
Molecular function (GO): serine-type endopeptidase inhibitor activity
Source: RefSeq, a predicted model, not a curated record